Messenger RNA from Diuraphis noxia (Russian wheat aphid), 2863 nucleotides. RefSeq names its product Glycerol-3-phosphate acyltransferase 4 (gene Gpat4). Gene Ontology annotation, cellular component: endoplasmic reticulum. Gene Ontology annotation, biological process: triglyceride biosynthetic process. Gene Ontology annotation, molecular function: glycerol-3-phosphate O-acyltransferase activity. NCBI's taxonomy places the organism in Eukaryota, Metazoa, Arthropoda, Insecta, Hemiptera, Aphididae. The record is from RefSeq and is a predicted model, not a curated record.
GUUGAAUUGCUCCAAGCCUCCAACAAAAUAUAUGAUAAUAUAAUAAUAAUAUCGAUAGUUUCUACCGUACGUAGGCAGUUAUAUUGUUGGUUUUCUUUUGUUUUUUAUCUGAAGUUUCAACAGUCUGUACUUGCCACUUGGUGUACUGUGUACUCUGAGUCUCUGUCUCUCUGACUAUUCUGUUUCCGCAGUAGCCACUAGCCCCGGUCGGCCGCACCAGUACACCACGCCGCGUAUAAUAUUGCCAUUGAUAGGUUGCGCCAUCGUAGUCAUCAGUUCUAGUGGACGUUCACUCGUUCCGCCUAUCACGGUAUCACGCGACACGCAAUAAUAACAUAAUAUUAUGUAUGCAAUAUAGAUAAUAAUAAUUAAUAAUACAAAUUACAACGUCUAUUCGUCUCGAACAACGAUUUAAAAAAAAAAUUAUUAUUUUCUCGAUUUUCUACUUCUUAUUUUAUGCCCACCAACGGUAAUAAAUCAAAUAACCGACGCACGCCUAUCUCCUCUCAAGAGCUGGCGAAGAGCUGUAUUGACGACCACGACUGUUUCUCGUCGUCUUCGUGGAUUCGGGGCGUUAUCGACAACGCGCCGUUUGACUGUUUAUCGAGAAUAGUUUAGUUCGUAUCGGGUUUACAUCUYAACAAACUACUCUAACUAGGUAGUUGGUCUGAUGAUGAUUGUUUUUGCCCCGGUCUAUGGUCACACGACGUCUUAGUGUUCAGUCGACAUUCAAACCAUUGAUAUUUGAUAUGCAAUUGUUGAGGUAACGAUUUUCUUCACGAUAAACCAUCGCCAUGUCCUCUGUAUCCGUCAUGGACACACUGUCCUUCACCGUUCUAUCCGUGAUAUUCAUCCCGUUUCUCCUUUUCUUCCUCAGCAUCGUUCUGUUGGCAUAUAUCGGCAAGACACUAGGAUUACAACAGAUUUACGUGGACUUCCUAGUUAAAGUAUUUGAGUAUGGUCGAGAAAAUCUAGAAAAACAGUCAAAAAAAAAACCUAAAAGAGUCGAGGAAACUGAUAGUGAAGAAACUGAUGAUGUUGAUGAAUUGGAUUUAGUGACUGAACUAGACACAAAUACAUUUAAUGAAUCUACAACAUAUUUAGAGCCAAUGAAUUCAAAUGGAUCUAUCUCUCGGAGUAACUCAACAAAUAGUCUAUCUAAUGGAUAUGUUGAUAAGAAAAUACAAAACGGAGCUCCACCUUUAAUAAGCAGACAAGAUUUAAUACUAGUUCCAGAUCCAGAUCAAAAUUAUAAUGGCAAUAAUAAUGUUAAAACUGAAGGAGGUAAACAAAUACUACAAAGAACUCGUUCAUUUAAUACUUUAAAACGAGAAUUCGAACUUGCUGAUGUACUUGAUUAUGUAAAAACUGGUGUUGAAGCAAUUAUAGAAGAUCAAGUUACUUCACGAUUUGAAGCAGAAGAACUUAAGUCAUGGAAUUUGUUGACAAGGACAAAUAGACAUUAUGAAUUCAUCAACUGGAAAAUAACUGUCAUUUGGAUUAUUGGAUUUAUUGUAAGAUAUACAUUUUUGUUGCCAUUACGUGUGUUGAUUUGUUUCUUUGGCGUUAUGUGGCUGUGGAUUUGUACAUUAAUUGUUGGUGUUGUGCCUGAUAAUAUGGGUCAACGUUGGCUGAAUCAAAAUUUAUCUAUUAUGUGUUUUCAAGUUUUAGCUGCUUCACUAUCUUCAGUCAUCACCUAUCAUAAUCGCGAAAAUCUACCUAAGCGAGGCAUUUGUGUUGCCAAUCAUACAUCUCCAGUUGACGUACUAGUGUUGGCAUGCGAUAACCCUUAUGCUCUGAUUGGUCAGAGACAUGGAGGGUUUUUAGGAAUUCUUCAAAGAGCAUUAGCCAGAGCUUCUCCUCAUUUAUGGUUUGAGCGAUCUGAAGCCAAAGACAGAGAAAUUGUUGCAAUGAGGCUACGGGAACAUGUAACAAAUCCAAUUAAUCCACCGAUAUUAGUAUUUCCUGAAGGAACAUGCAUCAACAACACAUCUGUUAUGCAGUUCAAAAAAGGAAGUUUUGAAGUUGGCAGUGUUAUAUACCCUGUAGCUAUUAAGUAUGAUCCAAGGUUUGGUGAUGCAUUUUGGAAUAGUAGUAAAUAUUCAAUGAUUCAACAUCUUUAUUUAAUGAUGACAUCCUGGGCAAUUGUGUGUGAUGUGUGGUACUUGCCUCCAAUGUACCAAAAUGAAAAUGAAUCAGGUGCCGAUUUUGCAAAUCGAGUUAAACGGGUAAUUGCUGAUCAAGGUGGUCUUGUUGACCUAGUAUGGGAUGGCCAACUUAAACGUUACAAACCGAAAAAAGAAUGGAAAGAAAGACAACAGGAAGAAUUCAGUAAACGAUUAAAAGUUGAAUAGCACAAGUUGAUAUCAUUUUUUCAAAAUUAAAUAUUGGUUAUAUAACAACGCAAAAUGGGAUUGCUUAAAUAUGUCAUGACAAAAAUGAAAUGACUCAAUCCAUAAGAACAAAAACUAGUCGUAAAUUAAAUCACCAUUUUAUUUUGUUUAAUAUUUAUUAUAGGUUUAAAUAAUAAACUAGAUAUUAAAUAAACUAUAAAUUAUUCAAUUAUGUAAACCAUUAUACAGAUUUUGGUGGCAGUCGAUAAACUAAGGAUUUCUGUCUGUGAUUUAAGUAAGCCUUUUAUUGAGAAUAUUUAAUAAUUGAAAAUUUUCAACACAUGGGAUGUUACUAAUGUUGAAUUUACAUAUAGGUUCUAAGUUUAUUUCUUAUUUCUGUAUUUAUAAAAUGUCGCUUUAAAUUAUCAAACAUAUUUACUUAGAUAUUUAUGUUAAUCAUAUGAUUAAUUAAGUUAGUUCCUUAUUAGUUUGUUUUUACGAAUUAUUAAAUUAUAUAUACCAAAACAUAC